Molecule: messenger RNA, 549 nt
Organism: Penicillium cosmopolitanum
Lineage: Eukaryota; Fungi; Ascomycota; Eurotiomycetes; Eurotiales; Aspergillaceae
Product: DUF5572 domain-containing protein
Exons: 2
Coding region: 1-549 (182 amino acids)
Source: RefSeq, a predicted model, not a curated record
AUGACAACAGAAAUCUUCAAGCGAUUGCAAUCCUAUAAUUUCCAAGAUGACGCCGAAUUCGCAACCGGCCUCGCCAUAAUCCUAGGUCAUCCCGAAACACCCGCCAGCGAGGCGGAGAUGAAUAGGGAAGAUGAUCUUGUCUUGCAGGCUAAAUGCUUUUUCUUCUCACGGAAGGAAAAUAUUUCGCCGCCGAUUAACUUUGCGGCUUAUAAAGCUUGGUUAGCUUCACCGACUGCGAGUGCGACAGCGACACAGCAGGAAUCAGGAUCGGACUUAAAUACAGGGCUGUCACAACCACAAUCAUCAGCCGAGUCAGGUACCGCUUCCUCGGAGCCCGCAUAUCCGACUUCUUUCGCGCAUAUUGUGGAAUUGAUCACGACCGGGCAGCCGAUUCCGGGAAUAGAAGAAAUUCCAGAUACUGUUUUAGAGGGCCAUGAUCUUGCCACCGAGAAGCCUCGGCGGCGAAAGCCCUGGGAAAAGGACGAUGUGACCGCGGCCCCUGCCUCGGCCCCGACGGAUGAAACUACAACUACAACUGGUGCUGUUUGA